Oppia nitens is the source of this 1473-nucleotide messenger RNA. Its product is annotated as alpha-(1,3)-fucosyltransferase C-like. The transcript is spliced from 4 exons. The coding region runs from base 133 to 1473 and encodes 446 amino acids. Gene Ontology annotation, molecular function: alpha-(1->3)-fucosyltransferase activity. Gene Ontology annotation, cellular component: membrane. The record is from RefSeq and is a predicted model, not a curated record. Lineage: Eukaryota; Metazoa; Arthropoda; Arachnida; Sarcoptiformes; Oppiidae.
AAUAGUAUUUUUCGACAACUUUUUCCUUAUAAAAAAUAAAAUAAGUUUUAAUAGUAAUAAUAAUCAGGACAUCUCUCCCGACAGUUUGGUCGCCAAUGACAACUACCGCUGUCGCAGCCGCCGUUCCGUGCAAUGACUGGCCACCGAUUGGCCAUAAAAUUUGCCAAAUCGGCAAUACUAUGGCUGGUUGUCGUUUGGAUCAUGUUUUUGGUGACCACUGUCUGGAAAAGUUAUAAAACAAAAAUUAUUAUUAACCGUACGCUAGUCGUCGACAAUAAUACUAAUAAUAAUAGCGGAUCACAUCAUAUCAUAUUGUUUUGGACCAAAUAUUUUGGCUCCCAAUUGACGGAAACCGGCCGAUUGGUUAGCGAUGAUGGCCACAACAACUGUAUGCAGCCGCGUUGGUGGUCACAGUUUGAUGAAACAACCGAUGAUAAGGAGCUGGCGUUUGGCGUCCCAACAACAACAACAACACCGCCGCCGCUAUCACAAUGUAUGGUCACAUCCGAUCGAUCCUAUCUGUCAGUGGCCGAUGCCGUAGUGUUUCACUGGCGCGAUAUCAACAUCGACGAUAUGCCGCCCGUCCGCCAUGGCCACCAAUUGUGGAUACUGUACAAUAUGGAAGCACCCACCCAUACAAACAAUAUAUUUAGCUUAGACAGCGAUGGUGGCGGUAGUAGUGGUGAACUGGCGUUCAAUUGGACUGUAACUUAUAGACAGGAUUCCGAUGUCUAUGUUCCGUACGGCCAACUAGUAAAACGAUUAAAACCGAUUGCGGUAUUACCUGAGGUCAACUUUAUUGGCAAAACUCGUACGAUAGCCUGGUUUGUUAGCAACUGCGAAACACCCGGUCAUCGGGAACAGUAUGUCAAACAACUGAGCAAAUAUAUUGACGUCGAUAUUAUCGGCAAAUGCGGUCAACAACACUGUGAUCCGCCGCGCAGUCGACAUUGUUAUGAAAGAAUAGCCAAAGAUUACAAGUUUUAUCUGUCAUUUGAAAACAGCAUUUGUCGCGAUUAUGUGACGGAAAAACUUUUUGCACCACUAAAUCACUAUAUUAUUCCCGUAGUGUUCGGCGGAUCCGAUUAUCGCCAAUACAUGCCAUACAAGUCGUACAUCGACGCCAACGGCCAGUCACCUCAACAGUUGGCCCGAUUGUUGCAGAGAUUAGCUGGAAAUCAAACUGAAUACUUAUCCUAUUUUGAUUGGAAACAGUAUUUUACUGUCAUCGGUGGUGAUGAUGAUGAUGAUGAUGAUGAUGACAAUGAUGGUUGGACUACUAUUAAUGUCCGAGCCAUGUGUCGCUUAUGUCGAUCAAUGAAUAGCCGAACACUACUACCACUGGCCAGUCAUGGUAUUAAUAGUGGUCGUUUAGUACUUACUAAAAAAUUUUAUACUUCAGCUCAACUAAGGCACUGGUGGUUCAGUGAAUCCCAGUGCAAAGCCUGGACGGAUAUUGAACGAUAUCAAUAA